Molecule: messenger RNA, 1043 nt
Organism: Pocillopora damicornis (cauliflower coral)
Lineage: Eukaryota; Metazoa; Cnidaria; Anthozoa; Scleractinia; Pocilloporidae
Product: nmrA-like family domain-containing protein 1
Source: RefSeq, a predicted model, not a curated record
CAGGGCGAUUGGGGUGAUUUCACUGACUUGGUGUGUCUAAAAAUCCUUGGGGAAGUUGGGUUUAUUAAGAAAGGACUAGUGGCCAUGCCGAAGCCCACAGUGUUUGUCCUUGGCUGCAGUGGAUCUGUGGGGUCUGCCACGGUGAGAGCUCUGUCUGAAAAGUACUCAGACAAAGUUAAAAUCCUAGCUGGAACCAGAGACCCAACAUUAGAGAGGGCAGUCGUGUUGAAAACCCUACCAGGAGUGACUGUCCUUCGAGCUGACAUGAAUGACAAAGAGGGAUUGCGUGAGCUGUUACGUGGCGUGAUGUCUUUGUUUAUUGUGACCCCAACCAAUGGCUGGAAACUUGCGAUUGGAGCAGCACUGGAAGCCAAGUCAUCUGGAGUUAAGCACAUCCUUACUGUGAGUGUCCUUACUGUCGAGAUAACCGAUUCCAUCUACGGAAAACAGUAUGGCGAGCUGGAAUCAAGUGUGAAGGAUCUAGAUAUACCAUACACCUUUAUUCGCCUUCCUCCUUUCGUUGACAACUAUUGGGGCCACAAACAGUCUAUUCAAGAGAAGUCAUCAUUUAGUACCCCAGGGGACCCAACUAAACCUUUCUCAGCUGUUGUGGUAGCUGAUGCUGGGUGGGCUGCGGCGGCAAUCAUGGUCGAACCAGAGAAGCAUUAUGGAAAGACCUACAAGUUGAUAAGCAAUCGCCAUACUCUGGGAGAGCUUGCUAGCACUUACAGCGAAGUCUUCGGAAGGAAAAUUAAAUAUGAACGAAUCUCUUACGAGAAUUGUAGAAAGCGUCUCAUCAAUGUGGUUGGUUUUAGUGAAGAGGACGCCGAUGGAAUCUUAGAAAUCUACCGGAUGACGGAUGAAGAGAAUCCUUUGAUCGAUGAUCCCGAUAUGACACACUUCACCAAGAUCACUGGCGAAGAGCCUACUACUUUAAAGGAGUGGGUGAUUGAGGUAGCUGCAGCCUUCAAGUGAAUGAGUUUUACUAUUAAGGCAUUGUUCACUAAGACUGAUAUAAACAAAAUAAAGCUUUUAAAAGAAAA